GUGUGGUCGCUGCCGGGGUGGAGGCCAACGCGACCAACGAGAGCUGUGGAUAGAGCGGCCCCCUCGCGCUUCCGCCCCCGCUUCCGUCUGCGGUUCCCAUGGAGAUGGAGAACGGUGGCCGUGGGUGCCAGCUGUAGGGAGCAGCGAUGCCGAGCUCCUAGCCCUGUGCCAUGAGCUGCCCUCAGCACUAGGGAUGCUGGGGCUGAAGGCUCAAGCCUCCACCAAAGGAAGAUGCUCCAGACCAGCAACUACAGCUUGGUGCUGUUCCUGCAGUUUCUGCUGCUUUUCUACGACCUGUUUGUCAAUUCCUUCUCGGAGCUGCUCCGCACAGCUCCUGCUGUCCAGCUUGUCCUCUUCAUCAUCCAGGAUAUUGCCAUUCUCUUCAAUGUCAUCAUCAUCUUCCUCAUGUUCUUCAAUACCUUUGUCUUCCAAGCUGGACUGGUCAACCUUCUCUUCCACAAGUUCAAGGGGACCAUCCUACUGUCGGCAGCCUACCUGGCACUCAGCAUCUCCUUCCACGUCUGGAUCAUGAACCUGCGCUGGAGGGAUUCCAGUCGCUUCAUCUGGACAGAAGGCCUGCAGACACUAUUUGUUUUCCAGCGGCUGGCGGCUGUGCUCUAUUGCUACUUCUACAAGAGGACUGCAGUGCACCUGGGUGACCCACUCUUCUACCAGGACUCGCUCUGGCUGCGCAAGGAGUUUGCUCACUUCCGUGGUUGAUGGCCCCACUCCAGCUUGCUGCCCCCUCUGCAGCUCCUCCCCCUGGGGGGAUGGAGCCAAGAGGCUGGAGGGUCCCAGCCCCCAGAUGGGGGAGGGAGGAUCCAUCCCGGUGUCACAGCCCCUGGUGGGAUUUGGGCGUUUUUAUGA
Messenger RNA from Lagopus muta (rock ptarmigan), 867 nucleotides. It is a transcript of the gene TMEM138, whose product is annotated as transmembrane protein 138. The transcript is spliced from 5 exons. The record is from RefSeq and is a predicted model, not a curated record. Lineage: Eukaryota; Metazoa; Chordata; Aves; Galliformes; Phasianidae. Bases 232 to 720 code for a protein of 162 amino acids. Gene Ontology annotation, cellular component: cilium.